AGAUCUGCCAUGGAGCGUUUUUCACUCCUCUGUUUCUUUAAGGUUUUUUAGCCCCGAUCUUGUGCCAUGGAGUCUCGGAUCGGCUCUCUAGCGCUUUCUGGAAGAUAGAUCUGAGCCAUUUGGUGUGUUCAAACAUAGAAACGGUGCUCUGUUUCCAAUCGUUUUGUAGAGCUAGUCCGCCGCGUCAACCGGAUUUCCUAGGUGCCAGUGGGUGCAGUGGCCCUCACGACGUGUUCUCGAUUAUGCCUGCCGGCAAUUGAUGAUGUCCUCUACUACGAUCAGUUUGAAGAAUGUUUUUAAAUGCAAGCAAAGGAAGGAGAGGGAUCAUUGCCAUGGGACAGGUACGGUCUUAUGUUCCAUUUAGUCGAGGAUGGUAAUCAGGCAUUUCAAGCAAAUCAAUUUCAGGACACUAUGCUUUAUCGACAUGACAACAGAUGUUUGACUUGCAAGUUCGGGGUGUUGCGCGAAGCUGUUAUCUCAACUCUACGCUAGAUAUUUUACUUGUUUCAUCGAUUUUAGUAAUUUUAGUGUUUUUCUCUGUUAGAAUUUACUAUUUUUUUAAUUUUGCUUUGUACAUUUUUAAUUUUUGGUUUUUUUAUUAUUUCAACUUUUAUGUAAUUUAAUUUCCUAGAGUAUGUUAGGAGUAUCUUUGCUGGCUGCGUGAUAAAAUGGUUAGAUUUAGUGCUUUUUUAACAUUGUUUGCAUGCUAGAAAAGAUAAGGAAAAAAAAAAAAAACUGUAUC
Molecule: messenger RNA, 742 nt
Organism: Rubroshorea leprosula
Lineage: Eukaryota; Viridiplantae; Streptophyta; Magnoliopsida; Malvales; Dipterocarpaceae
Source: the annotation of a GenBank genome assembly